Messenger RNA from Quercus lobata, 1324 nucleotides. RefSeq names its product ENTH/VHS family protein. NCBI's taxonomy places the organism in Eukaryota, Viridiplantae, Streptophyta, Magnoliopsida, Fagales, Fagaceae. The record is from RefSeq and is a predicted model, not a curated record. Gene Ontology annotation, cellular component: endosome; plasma membrane; clathrin vesicle coat. The coding region runs from base 193 to 1185 and encodes 330 amino acids. Gene Ontology annotation, molecular function: clathrin binding; phospholipid binding. Gene Ontology annotation, biological process: endocytosis. The transcript has 4 exons.
CUUAUGCUGGGGUCUUCGAUUAUUUAAGUCCUUAAAUGUUUUACAAUUGCCUAUAAGGAACAUUUCUGACUUCUGUAUGUAGUCUGGUUCCUUGGUAUAUAAUCACCAAACUUUUUAAGUAAGUAUUAGGUUUCAUUAAUGACCUAAGUGUUUAAACAAGUUUUCAUUGUAAAAGAAAUCCCUGCCAUUGUCAUGGGGUCCUUGUUGCUAGACCACAUUAAAAAGCAAGCAUCUUCUUUUCUACAAGAGAAAUACAAAAAUGCUAGGCUGGCCUUCACAGACGUUACUGAAGCUGAACUGUUGGUUGAAGAAGCAACAAAUAAUGAUCCAUGUAGCCUUGAUGCUAGAAUAAUGACUAGAAUAGCUGAAGCAUCUCUCGAGAUAGAUGAUUAUUGGAGAAUUGUUGAUAUUCUUCACAACAGGUUGUCUAGUAAUGAUUGGAAGCGAUGGAGGCAAUCCUACAAAUCACUGGUGCUUCUUGGGUUCUUACUAACCCAUGGUCCUGAAGAAUUUGCUGAAGAAUUUCAAUGUGAUACUGAUGUUAUUCAAGAGCUCGGAACAUUUAAACACAUAGAUGAAAAGGGGUUCAACUGGGGAAUAAGCAUGCAAAAGAAAUCAGACGAAAUACUUAAACUUUUGGGAGGAGGAGAGACACUCAAACAGGCACGAUUGAAAGCCCUCAAAGUAACAAAAGAAAUCCAAGGAUUUGGAGGUUCAAUGGGUUAUCCUUCGUCCUCUACUCCUUCCACAACCACUCCUUCCUCCUCGUCCUCGGAAGCAUCAAGAUUUUCAUCAUUUCUCUCAUGUUCUACCACAAGUCCCACAUGGAAUGAUAUAAAUGAGCUAGACAAGCAUCAACUGUAUACACCCAAAAAAGAAGUGCUGGGAAGUAAUUCACAAGGAGGUAUACAUGAUGAGGAAAAUCCUAUUUUCCCAGCUGCAAACAAAAAUUCCGAAGGAUCACACCUGUGGUAUAGCCCUCGGAUUCAAGAAACGGGUUCUUUACUUGAUUCUGAGGAUGAGGAAGAUGAAAAAAAGGAUGGUUUUAUGAGUGGAAUUUGCUCGAAGCUUGUUGGAAGUAGUCCUUCAAGAGGUAAUCUCGAAAAGGUUGGAUUUAGGAGUGUUUCUGAUGCCGGAAGGAUGACAAAGAAAAGGUUUGAUCGUCAGCAUUCGCUUUGGUAUUGAUAGGGUCAUGUAAAUACAAGUUUUUGCUUUGGAUUUGACUUUUUUUUUUUUUUUUUCGAUAAACGCUUUGGAUUUGACUUAUUUUCGUGUAUAUGUAAGUGUUACCAACCAUAAGAGUAUGAUUUUGCAAUAAACAUAU